Phalaenopsis equestris is the source of this 1406-nucleotide messenger RNA. Its product is annotated as thylakoid lumenal 29 kDa protein, chloroplastic. Gene Ontology annotation, molecular function: peroxidase activity; heme binding. Gene Ontology annotation, biological process: response to reactive oxygen species; cellular response to oxidative stress; hydrogen peroxide catabolic process. Gene Ontology annotation, cellular component: chloroplast thylakoid membrane. The coding region runs from base 125 to 1174 and encodes 349 amino acids. The record is from RefSeq and is a predicted model, not a curated record. The transcript has 11 exons. NCBI's taxonomy places the organism in Eukaryota, Viridiplantae, Streptophyta, Magnoliopsida, Asparagales, Orchidaceae.
CACAGCUCAGCUAUGAAGAUACGGUCGCCUUCUUCUGUGUACCUGAUCGAGAAUUAGCCGGUGGAGAGCACCUUAUCGGCUUUCAACUCCUCGGUUCACCGCUUUUUGAUUAAAAUAGAGAAAAAUGUCAUCAAUGGCGGGAUUCUCUUUCCUCUCGCCACUCCCUGUCGUGACAGCACCUUCUCGGUCGUGCUUUUCAUUUGCGAAAUCUGGCAGAAUCAAGUGUCAUUACACAAUGGAGGAGUUAGAAGUAACUGACAGAGUGCAGGGUAAGCAGCUUAAUCGGCGGGACAUUCUUAGCUGCUUCACCACUGUGGUUGGCUUGGAAAUGGUAGCAGGCUCAGGAUCACUAACCCAAACUGCCAUUGCUGCUGAUCUCAUCCAACGAAGACAGCGCUCUGAAUUCCAGGGACACAUCAAAGAAACCCUUUCCAAUGCAAUAAAGGAACACCUUGAGCUUUUACCAUCCAUACUGAAACUAGCACUCAAUGAUGCUGUAACUUAUGACAAGGCUACGAAAUCAGGUGGGCCAAAUGGUUCUAUUCGAUUUAGCCAGGAGAUUAGUAGACCAGAGAAUACUGGACUUUCGCCCGCUUUAGAUCUUUUGGUGAAGGCAAAAGAAGAAAUUGAUUCCUACUCAAAAGGAGGCCCCAUUUCAUAUUCUGAUCUCAUCCAAUUUGCAGCCCAAGCUGCUAUUAAGAACACCUUUCUGGCUUCUGCAAUUCGCAAGUGUGGCGGAAAUGAACAGAAGGGGCGUUUGCUAUACACUGCAUAUGGUUCCAAUGGCCAGUGGGGCUUAUUUGACAGGCAAUUUGGUCGAACAGACUCUCCAGAACCUGACCCGGAGGGGAGGAUUCUUCAAUGGGACACAGCCUCUGUUCAGGAAAUGAAAAAUAAAUUAUCUAGCAUUGGCUUUGGACCACGACAGUUGGCGGUUUUGUCUGCAUUUCUUGGUCCAGACCAAGCAGCAGUAGAGAAUAAACUUGUCACUGAUCCAGAAGUGCGCCCCUGGGUCGAGAAGUACCAGCGCAGCAGAGAAACUGUUUCUCAAACUGACUAUGAGGUGGAUCUUAUUACUACUCUUACAAAACUAAGCUCCCUAGGUCAGCAAAUAAACUAUGAAGCCUAUACAUAUCCAGUUCAGAAGAUCCAGUUGAGUAAACUGAAGUUAUAAAUAGCUUGCGGUGGGUUAGUGUUUUUCUGUCCUCAGAAUUCUGAGCUAGGUGUUUUAAUUUUUAUCAACUAUAUGAAGUGAAUAGUUUUAUGUUUUCUUAUGCUGGUUUUAUCAUUUAUGCAAUCAUUGUCAUUUUUGCCAUCGUUCGUUAUCAGGCGAAAGCUCUGGCCAUCAUUUUGGAUUUCUGUAAUAGAGAAAUAUGAGAAGCUGUUUGUGCGAGGUAAGUUCUUAA